AUGAGCGUGGAGAUCUUGGACGGGCGGACGGUGCAGAGCUUCGUGGAGGACGAGAGCGCGUUCAACUCGUCCGUGGACGCCCUCUUCGCGGCGCUGGACGCGGACCGCGACGGCCGCCUCUCGUACGCCGAGAUGGCCGGGGAGCUCAUGGCGCUGCGCGUGCGGGAGGCGCACUUCGGGGCCGAUGCGCCGGCGCCCGCCGCUGAGCUCGCCAACCUGUACGGGGCGCUCUUCGCGCGCUUCGACCGCGACGGGGACGGCGCCGUGGACCAGGACGAGUUCCGCGCCGAGAUGAGGGAGGUCAUGCUCGCCGUCGCCAGCGGACUCGGCGUGCUCCCCGUGCAGAUGGUCGUCGAGGAAGGCAGCCUCCUCAAGAGGGCCGUCGACAAGGAGCUGCUGGCCACUGCCCCUACCAUGGCAGCUUGA
Molecule: messenger RNA, 426 nt
Organism: Miscanthus lutarioriparius
Lineage: Eukaryota; Viridiplantae; Streptophyta; Magnoliopsida; Poales; Poaceae
Source: the annotation of a GenBank genome assembly